UGCCUACUUCAGGAUAGUGCGCAGGUGCGAGGGAUGUUUUAGUUCCUUCAGCGGUUACUCACUGCUUAAGUGCCUGGUUUGGUGGUAACGGCAGCUAGCGGUUACUCACUGCUUAAGUGCCUGGUUUGGUGGUAACGGCAGCUGGGAGGGUUCGAGGUCGUUUGUCCGUUGGCUCCGUCAUGUUGUUUUGUGCUGCAUCCCUGUGACUUUACUUGUCCAUCGCACUGGGUGGGGAAGCGGGCGGACACCAGGAUGGGUUGUCGAUGUCAAGCUGGGCAGUAGAAGCCUGCUGUGUGUGUGUUCACUGUUAGCGGUGGGGAGGAUGAGCCGCCUAUGCUCCCCGAACCGGCCCUGCACUCUGCUCCUGCUGGCUUUCCUCCAGUUGGCUUUCGUCCUGUUCCUCUACCGCCGGAGCCUCUCCGGCUUCUUCACCAGCUCCUUGUACGAAGAGGAUCGCGGCGGUCACUGGGAUUACUCCAAAACUCACGAUGUUUACACCAACCUCAGCUUGGUGACCCCAAGCCCAGACAGGCAAACUUUAAGCAGGUGUCUGGACGAGUCGCCGCUGCUUGUUGGACCACUGACUAUCAGCUUUCAGAAAAUUCCAGUUAUGAGCAAAAUUGCAAGAAAAAAUCCCUAUGUUCAAGCUGGUGGACGGUACUCUCCCCCACACUGCAAAGCUCAAUAUAAAACAGCUAUCCUUGUUCCUCAUCGCAACAGGGAGCCACAUCUGCGUCAUCUUCUCUAUUACCUUCAUCCAUUCUUGCAGCGCCAACAGCUUCAGUAUGCAAUAUAUGUCAUCCACCAGACUGGAAAUCGAACCUUUAACAGAGCAAAGUUACUUAAUGUUGGAGUGAGAGAAGCAUUAAAGGAUGAAGACUGGGACUGUCUGUUUCUACAUGAUGUUGAUCUUAUUCCGGAGAAUGAUCAUAAUCUGUACAUCUGCAAUGAGGAAUACCCCAAGCAUGUGUCCAGUGCUAUGAAUAAAUUUGAGUACAGAUUACCAUACAAGAUGUAUUUUGGUGGUGUUUCGGCCUUGACCCCUGAUCAGUACUUGAGGAUUAAUGGCUUCCCAAACACAUACUGGGGUUGGGGUGGAGAAGAUGAUGACAUCUCAGCUCGGAUUUAUUUAGCAGGAAUGAAGAUAAUUCGAACUCCCCUCUCCCUUGGACAUUACAAAAUGAUAUCUCACAGCUUGGAUGUGGGUAACGAGAAAAAUGAGAAAAGAUUUGACAUGGUAGUAAAAGUAGCCCGGUCAUGGCGACUUGAUGGGAUGAAUUCCGUAGACUACAACUUGCUUCAUAAGGAAGAGCUUCCUUUGUACACCAACAUCACUGUGGACUUUGGAAACAGUGCAAAAGAACAGCCAAACGUCAAUUAACAAAUGCUUGUCCCUUAAAAGUCACUAAUACAAUUCAAGAUGUCUAAGGGAAAAUGGUAGUGCUUAUUGGGUAUAAAUAAAAUCCAGAGAAAUCUACCGAUUAAGAAACCCAUCAAAAUUCAAUGAUAUGAUGCACUUGCUGCUGUCUUCUCAUGUUCAACAGAUUUUCCCAAAUUAUGACUUUAAGAAAUUUUGGCCUUCAGUGCUUUCGGACAAUGUGGGUGAAGAACCUCCUGUUUCAUUUCACUUAGUAUUUUGUAAAUAUUAAUGCCUAUUCAUGAAACUUGAAAUGUUUGAUUGUGGUAUUUGGAAUGAGGCCUUUCAAAUAGGUUAUUUGUGUUGGGAAAAAAAUGGCAAAUAUUGGCAAUGUGCAUGGUCAACUUGACAAUUAAAUAGUGCCUGUGUUGCAUUUAGUAAAUCAAAAUGAAGAACUAAAGGCAGUUAAUAAAUCCUAAUAAAUCCAUGCAGAAAAUUCAAGCUGUUAAUGGUCCUGUUUAUUUUUCUAAUUACAUAUAUUAAGAGAAUUGUAUCAGGACUACAUUUCAGCUCAUUUUAUUGCAAUCUAAUGAAAACACUUUUUCACUAGUAUUAUAUUUUUAUCGCACUAAUAAUACAAGGCAUACUUGUUCAGUUUACCAGAUUUGCUGAAACAUGUAUUCUUAACAGCAUAUAUAAUAUAAUUGUACUAUGGAGGCAUUUAUUGCUAGUUAACUUGUUACAAAUUUGUUCUAUGGAUGUUUCAUUCUAUCUUUUCUGAAAAGAUGCCUGGGACUGCAUUGGUAGCUCUGACACAGUUACUUGCAUAUGUCAUUAUCAAUUUAAUAUUAAAUAUAUCUAUCUAUGCUUCUGUAUCAGUUUGAGCAUGUGUUUUGUAGUUUCUACGAUUUGCUUUUUUAAGAGCUUUCAAAUCGAACUUUAUGCAUCAAAUAACAGUUUUGUGCUUGAAUAUUGCUAGUUACUACUUUGAUUUUCGUGUUGAGCUCGUCAAGGAGUUAAUACUUGUAGACUCAGGUCAGUGUUGCCUACCCAAGAUUCUGUGCUUUGUUUCCCAUCCUCAUGUCUUAUUUUCUGUUGUUGUUUUCAUUAUUUGCAUGUUUCUUGUCAAUAACUGAGUUGCUGUCUACUUGGCCUCUUAAAGGAUGGACCAAUAUAAUUCAAUGACAGUAGUUUUUCUGAUCUCUGCUCUGCUGUCUGCUUGUGAAGCCUGAAUUUCAACUAGCAAAAUCGUUGAGCUCAUGUUCUGUAAUGAGCUGAUCACAAACCGAAAUACACUUUUGUUCAUACCUUAUUAUGCACAGACUAAUUACAUAAUACCUGACUCUGGUAUUUCAGUCAGUUUUGCCUUCUUAAAGCACUUAUUCUUCCGCAGAGAAUAAGUGUCUUAAAGCCACUAUCUGUGUAUAAACUUCCCAAGACUUCCAGGUGCUGUGGAAGUAGCAAACAAUUGAAAUGAUUGACUGACUACUUAAAAUCACAGGCAUUUCACACCCACAAAGGGCCUAAAGCCCUUUCUGUUAAUUGAGAUUUGAAACGUACAAUGACAUAGCACAAGGAAGCCGUUCAGCCCACUGUAUAGGUGUACCAUCUGGAAGAAUGAAUGAUUCGUUUAACUUCACUGAUCUUUCCCCAAAACCUUGCAAGUUCCUUCCUUUAAGUAUUAAAUCUAAUUCGCUUUUGCAUCUGAUUUCAGCAAUGCAUUUUAUUUCUUGCUUACUGAAGGUAAAUCUCAUUUCCCUGUCUUAAGCCUGUCUUAUCUGGUCAUUGACUUCCAUUUCUCUUCAUUCAUUUGAUUUAAAAGCUUUAAUUUUGCAUAUCUUAUAAAUUUCCCCUCAAUUUUCUAUGCUGUAUGCAAAAGAAUUCCAUUGUUUGUAGUGUCCCUUCAGAUAAUCAACUUCAAUGGUAUUGUUAAGCUCCGCACUCUUGCAAGGUCUUGAUGUUCUUUCCAAAGUGUGGUCAUUUGUCUUUUUGAUAAUACUUCACCUGAGCACACAAUACAUGCUCACUAAAUGUAAGGAAUACCCAGAGAUCUAAUAUUUUUUGAGCUUGGGUGAUGGUGAAUAUAGUCACUAGAUACAAAUUUCAUCACCCAUCUCAUUUCCUACCUUUGGUAAGUGUUUGAUGCAUUGAUUAGUCAACAACUCCAUUACCAAACAGUUUCUAUAAAUUGGGCUGUAACAUGGUUGGACAUUAUACUGCAGCUAUAAAUAGGAGCAGGAGUUGACCAUUUGGCCUUUUGCAAGAUUUGAUUCAUACAGUAAGUUUUUGGCUGAUGUAAUUGUUAGCCUUAAUUUCACCCUUCUGGCUGUCCCCACAACUCCCGACCCCAAAAAAUCUAUCUCAGCUUUUGAAUUUAUUUGAAGACCUAGCUUCCACAAAUCUGUGAAGCAAAUCAGUGGUGGAAUGCUUUUCAAACUAUAGGUCCAAAGUCACUUGAUCUUCCCAAGCAUGUCAUGCUUACUGUGUGCCAUGUUUCAAAUAAAAUGAACGUACUGGAAAAUCAAAUUUGAAAUUGAGAUUUUGGACUUUUUUUUUCAGGUGCUAACUGGCCUGUGCAUUUUUUUUGUAUGUAUAUACAAAAGGGAAACUACACCUUUUCUAGAUUAACAGUUUUCAUUUUGGUUUAACAAUUUUAGAUUUUCCUGUGGAAACUUGGAAAUCUUUAGAUAAAGGUAGUCAUGUCUUUGUUUAAAGCUGGAGUUGCUUAGCAAAUGCUGCCCACACUUGCACAUUUUAUGACCGGUACAUAAUUUUCAAGUAGCUGAAAAUUAUUCAAUUUUAAUGCUAAAAUUUGAUAUUCUUUAGAUUGUGCAAUACAUAACUUUAUCUCACUUACCCUCUGUUAGAUCACUUUAGGAGACAUCACUUUUGAAAAGACAUAUUAAUGUCAACAAGUCUCAUACUGUUACAUUUUACAAACUGGGGAAGUGCUGUAAAAUUCAGAUGUUGAUUUCAUUGUGAUAAGAGCAGUAGUCCAUUUUAUUAGAUGCAUGUUAUGAAAACCACCUCCUAUCAAUCCGAACACUUACCUCAUGCCAUUGUAAACUAUGCUUAUACCAUGAAUACUGCUGUUCAGCAGUUUCAGAAUUUGCAAUUCCUAUCCUUCUGAUUAUCAUUACUUGGUAUUCUCCUUCUAAAUGUGUUUUUUGUGUGUAUAUGAGAGCAAGUUGAGUUGUUUCCAAAUUCUUAUCAUAUUGAAUGCAAGUUUGAUCAAUAGUUUCUCAAUUUUCUGCAAUGUAUGUAAGAAUUAUCUGUACAUAAUUUUUGGUAUUUUCCUGAUUCAGUAAAGACAUGUACACAGUUUUGUGAAAUCGCUUAUUGAACUAGUUAUUUAUUGAAAUGUAAAGAAGGGGAGUAAUGAAAUUAUGGCAACAAUUAAUGUCUACAGUACUUGAGUAAAUGCUGUAUGCAAAGCUGUAAAUACAACCUGUUUUCAUGUUUUAUUUUACUAACUUGAUACAUUUAAUGCAAUAUAAGUGUUGGUUUUAAACAAUCUUAAUUGUAGAUGCACGGAAUGGACAGUGUUAAUGACUAAUAACUGCUAGCUCUCACAACAAAGUCUGCUUAUAUUUAACCUUCAGCAACCCAGACAUGUUUUUUUUAUGUUCGUGCUGAAGUACAGGUUCCUGAAUACUUGAAGUAAAUGUGCUUCUGAUGUUUGGAAACCUUUUAUUUUGAACUUUGUUACCUUGCCUUUUACAUUGUGGAAUUUUUUUUAGCAGGUUUUUCAAAAAAAAAGUUGAACUUGACAAUCUAAGACUAUUCCACAUGUUUCUCUUGCAACUGUUGUGGUUUCUACUUCCUACCAAACCCGUUACUCAUCCGUAAGUGCAUUCAGCUGCUGUGUAUGU
Stegostoma tigrinum is the source of this 5229-nucleotide messenger RNA. RefSeq names its product beta-1,4-galactosyltransferase 3-like. The record is from RefSeq and is a predicted model, not a curated record. The transcript is spliced from 6 exons. Gene Ontology annotation, molecular function: glycosyltransferase activity. Gene Ontology annotation, biological process: carbohydrate metabolic process. Lineage: Eukaryota; Metazoa; Chordata; Chondrichthyes; Orectolobiformes; Stegostomatidae. Bases 323 to 1381 code for a protein of 352 amino acids.